Messenger RNA from Erinaceus europaeus (western European hedgehog), 1261 nucleotides. RefSeq names its product ST6 N-acetylgalactosaminide alpha-2,6-sialyltransferase 4 (gene ST6GALNAC4). Gene Ontology annotation, biological process: ganglioside biosynthetic process; oligosaccharide metabolic process. NCBI's taxonomy places the organism in Eukaryota, Metazoa, Chordata, Mammalia, Eulipotyphla, Erinaceidae. Bases 114 to 770 code for a protein of 218 amino acids. The record is from RefSeq and is a predicted model, not a curated record. The transcript has 4 exons. Gene Ontology annotation, molecular function: alpha-N-acetylgalactosaminide alpha-2,6-sialyltransferase activity.
GGCCUACGGUACCAGGACCCCUGCACUUCAGUGGCUACAGCAGUGUGCCUGAUGGGAAGCCUCUGGUACGGGACCUGUGCCGCAACUGUGCUGUGGUGUCCAGCUCUGGCCAGAUGCUGGGCUCAGGUCUGGGCCGUGAGAUCGAUGGUGCAGAGUGCGUGCUACGUAUGAACCAGGCUCCCACUGUGGGCUUUGAGGCGGAUGUGGGGCAGCGAAGCACCCUGAGAGUCAUCUCGCACACGAGCGUGCCUCUGCUGCUACGUAACUACUCCCACUACUUCCAGCAGGCCCGUGACACGCUCUAUGUGGUGUGGGGCCAGGGCCGGCACAUGGACCGCACACUGGGCGGCCGCACCUACCGCACGCUACUGCAGCUCACCCAGAUGUACCCAGGUCUGCAGGUGUACACCUUCACUGAGCACAUGAUGGCCUACUGUGACCAGCUCUUCCAGGACGAGACUGGCAAGAACCGGAGACAGUCGGGCUCCUUCCUCAGCACUGGCUGGUUCACCAUGAUCCUGGCUCUGGAGCUGUGUGAGGAGAUUGUGGUCUACGGAAUGGUCAGCGACAGCUACUGCAGGGAGCAGAAGCCCCCCUCCGUGCCUUACCACUACUUCGAGAAGGGCCGUCUGGAUGAAUGUCAGAUGUACCUGGCACAUGAGCGUGCACCCCGCAGUGCCCACCGCUUCAUCACCGAGAAGGCUGUGUUUUCCCGCUGGGCCAAAAAGAGGCCCAUUGUGUUUGCCCACCCGUCCUGGAGGAUCCAGUAGCUCACUGACUGGUCAGCUGCCAUACCUUCCCUUGGCUUCUGUACCAAGCACACUCCACCAAAAACAUGAAACUGAGGAUUCUGCCUCCUGCCACAUGCCCCUUGGACUUGGGGACAUGCAGAGCCACCUGAGGCCUACAGACUUGGGGGUGAAAAGAAAAGGGCCAUGGUAAUCACCCUGUCUCCCUCUCCCCCUGAGUAAUCUGAAUUUUCAUGUUGGGGUUUAUCCCACCUCCAGGUCUGUCUAGUGGCCUUUGUCCUGGGGAUGAAGGCCCCCAACUCACCAGCAUUAUCACCUCUGACCUUGUUCCAGCCCUGAUACUUUCCCUCUGAGCUCCCUGUUUUCCUAACUCCCCUCUUUUGGUGCCACACUUGCCAGUCUGGUUGUCCUGGUCAGGGCAGCCCAGGACUUGGGGUUCACUGGGUAAAGGGGCCUAUGAACUGUGACAUCAGGGUCACCUCUGGAAUGUACAGGUAAACAUGCUUUCUGGA